GAAAGGGUGACGUCACUCGCCCCCUGACCAAUCAUAGAGUUCUUCUUUCAAGCCGCGGGGGUUAAAGCCAUCAGUUAGUCGGGCAUCAGUUGGUGCUAGCAACGUUGUGCUAACGGCUAGCUUAGCCAAGACCUGUUGGACUUACAGCACCACUUCACCCAUCUCACCAUGAGCGCCAGAAGCCACAGAUCCUGCACCAAGCGAUGUUGGAGCUGCUCACAAACCAAAGACGUGCGUGGACGAUUGUCCAGAGUGACAGUGGGUAAAACAGAGUGGAUAAAACGUGAGGAUGAAAGGUCAGAUGUGGACUGGCCACGGGACAAGAGUCCAGAACUCGUAAAAGGUCCGUGGACACUAGAGGAGGAUGAGAGGGUGGUGGGGUUGGUCCACAAGUUUGGCAUGAAGCAGUGGUCGCUCAUCGCCAAGCACAUGCGCAGCAGGAACGGGAAGCAGUGUCGUGAGCGCUGGCUCAACCAUCUCAACCCCCUGGUGAACAAGAGCAGGUGGACCCCUGAGGAGGACCGCAUCAUUUGCCAGGCCCAACGGCUACUGGGAAACCGCUGGGCCAACAUCUCCAAACUGCUGCCCGGCAGGCCUGAUAAUGCGAUCAAAAACCGCUGGAACUCUACCUUGAAGAGGAAGAUGCAGAAGGAAAGCGGGCGACUCUGUCUGCGUCACCCUGACUCCAGCAACCUCGUUAACACCUCCUCAAGCUCCUCCUCUAGCUCCUCCUCCAGCGGCCCCGCCUCCAGCACAGCUGACACCAGUGCCACAAAGGAUCAGCUGAUGAGCAGUGAGGUUCUCACCAUGUUGACUGACUGGAGCCCUGCCCACAGCAGCGAGCACAAAGAGAGAGCCGCCAUGCUGUCACGCUCGGAGGAUCAGCUGAUGAGCAGCGAGGUGAUCUCCAUGUUUACCGACCGCAGCCCGGGCUAUAGCGGCGAGCACAAGGACAGAGCCGCCAUGCUGUCACGCUCAGAGUUCUUCAGUCGAGGGGCCGUGGAAGACGGAAAGAUGGGACCUGUCAGCUCUGCCCCCAAUGAAGAGCUGACAUCACGUGAUGUGUUCAGGACCACGGAGAUGAGAUGGUUUUUGACUUCAGCUCCCAUGAUGGCUAUGCCCUCAAAGACAGACAGCGGCCAUCCGGACGAGCAGAUACGCGGCCACAGUCCACAGAGUGGCUUUCAGCCGGUGCAUCGGUGUCUCAGCUGGGUCCUGGACGAUGGUGAGCCGGGCGGCUUCCCCCUGGUUGGACAGGAAGUGUGGUGGUGCCGACAGCCCCUCGAUGCCGCCGAGGAAAACCUUCAAAAGAGAAGCAACCCCUUUGAGAAACACGCAGUUGAAGCAGUCAGCGAGUCAUCAUGAACUUUCUUCUUUUCUGUCAGCUUUAGCGAGUCAUGACUCAGAGAUUUUAACACACAACCAGAAGUUCAUUGCAAACAAUCACUUUUAUUGAUUUCUUUCGCAAGAACUUCAACUUUUAUUGAUAUGAAAUGAUAUUUUUAACCUGAAAGUGAAUGUUUUAAUUUACUCCACAGAAAUAUCUUUAAUGUAAAAAUGAAAAUCAUACCGCCUUUGUUGUAUUCUUAUUAUUCUUUCUUCUUCUCCUUCACUGGUGUUUCUCUUAAAGUGCACUGAUUUUUUUGCUACUGUUAUGUAGAAAUAUUUGCUAAUAAAAUGUUUAUUUAUGGAUUUCAUAGAGUUGCACAUAUUCAUUCAUUCACAUGUUGUCGUUUUAUGAAUUCUAAUUAAAAGUGACAUGAUGCUUCCAUGUAGUAAGCUACGACAGGUGUGUAGGAGAGGAAGUGAUGUCAGUAGAGCUUCAUUGAGGCCUCAAAGAGACUGCUCAAGUCGUCUUCGCUGUGUUCUCGAGGAGAAAGUUUGGUCACUCGCUCCUAAAAGCACAAACAUAAAGACUUAACAAGUUGGAUCUUCUCAUGGAACCAAAGCAAGCGUAGCAGCCUAGACAACCUGAGGAAUAGUUCCUUGGACCAGCGCUGGGAUGUCGUCUUUGCCGUAGCCCACAGCGGCCAGGCCGUCCUCAACCUGCAGCUCAAACAGGAAGUGACGCAGUGUGUCAGCCAGCACAGCGCCGGCGUCUGCCCUUUUCACUUGACUGAUGUCGGCGCCUGAACGCAACACAUCAUUCUAUAAAUGUCUACACUUUAACACAACACAUGAUUUCUUGAAUGUCUGCAAUUGGAACACAACAAAUUAUUCCUGUACUCUGCACCUGAAUACAAAAAAAUUAUUAAAGGCCAAUUG
Entelurus aequoreus (snake pipefish) is the source of this 2265-nucleotide messenger RNA. Its product is annotated as myb-related protein B-like. Gene Ontology annotation, biological process: positive regulation of transcription by RNA polymerase II; mitotic cell cycle. The transcript is spliced from 11 exons. Lineage: Eukaryota; Metazoa; Chordata; Actinopteri; Syngnathiformes; Syngnathidae. The record is from RefSeq and is a predicted model, not a curated record. Bases 169 to 1365 code for a protein of 398 amino acids. Gene Ontology annotation, molecular function: DNA-binding transcription factor activity, RNA polymerase II-specific; RNA polymerase II cis-regulatory region sequence-specific DNA binding. Gene Ontology annotation, cellular component: nucleus.